GGGUUUGGACGCAUGGAGGAAAUGAGGGAACAAGCGGAGAGAGGGUAGUUCUAGUUCGCGUUCCUCUGCUUCCCUGAUACGGGACGGCGACGGCGGAGGGAGAGCUGCCCCUUGCCGGGGAAGGGAGAAGCUUGGGGGUGGCCCUGAGGGGCGGCUCUUCUCUGUCUCUCGCCCCCCUCCUCAAUAUGAACGUGGCUCCCUGAGGGGAGGCGGAAGGGGACCGUAGAUGGGCUGUGUGUGAGAAGAAUUCCCAGGCCUGGAGAUGAGGAGAUUCCCCGGGCAAUGUGUCGCUGCCUUUACCUCUUUUUAGCUAUUGAUGUGACUUAAAAUGACUUCUGAUUCUGAAGGUCUUCUGAAAGAUAUGCAGUGCUUGAAUGUUUGCUAAGGACUAUUGCUGAUGCGUGGUCAAGAUGAGUGGAUUAGGAGAAAACUCCUUAGAUAGUUUGACUAAUGAGUCAAGGAAGCGUAAGCCAUUGUCCUGUGAUACACCAGGUGCAAGUCUGGUCUGCAGUGGUGAGAAGCGUCGACGUGAGCAGGAAAGCAAAUACAUUGAAGAACUGGCUGAACUGAUAUCUGCUAAUCUGAGUGACAUUGACAAUUUCAAUGUCAAACCAGACAAAUGUGCUAUUUUAAAAGAAACCGUGAGACAGAUUCGACAAAUAAAGGAGCAAGGAAAAGCAGUUUCUAAUGAUGAUGAUGUUCAGAAAGCUGACGUAUCAUCCACGGGUCAAGGAGUUAUUGACCAGGAUUCAUUGGGACCUCUUUUAUUACAGGCAUUGGACGGCUUCCUCUUUGUUGUAAAUCGAGAUGGGAACAUAGUAUUUGUAUCAGAAAAUGUCACACAGUAUCUGCAGUAUAAACAAGAAGAUUUGGUUAAUACAAGUGUCUAUGGUAUCUUGCAUGAAGACGACCGGAAAGACUUCCUUAAAAAUUUACCGAAAUCUUCAGUUAAUGGAGUUGCUUGGGCUAAUGAAACACCCAAACAGAAGAGCCAUACAUUCAAUUGCCGGAUGAUGGUGAAAAGCUCUCACGAUCCCUUUGAAGAUGCAGGUGGCUACCAGGAUAUACGUCAAAGAUAUGAAACUAUGCAGUGCUUUGCUUUAUCACAGCCAAAAGCUAUGAUGGAAGAGGGGGAAGAUUUGCAGUCCUGCAUGAUUUGUGUGGCACGUCGUAUCACAACUGCCGAAAGGGUAUUUCCAGCAAAUCCAGAGAGCUUUAUUACAAGACAUGAUCUUUCAGGGAAACUUAUCAACAUUGAUACAAACUCAUUGCGAUCUUCCAUGAGACCUGGCUUUGAAGAUACAAUUCGUCGGUGUAUUCAGAGAUUCUUAUGCCACAAUGAUGGGCAGUCAUGGUCAAAUAAACACCACUAUCAUGAAGCUUAUACUCAGGGUCAUGCUGAAACCCCAGUGUAUCGGUUUUCUUUAGCGGAUGGUACAACAGUGACAGCUCAAACAAAGAGUAAACUGUUUCGAAAUCCUGUAACUAAUGACCGACAUGGAUUUGUCUCUACCCACUUCCUUCAAAGAGAACAAAAUGGAUAUUGGCCAAAUCCUAAUUCUGUUGGGCAAAACAUCAGAACACCUGUGACUGGAAACACAAAUUCUGUUAAUGGCCUUAUGAACAUGUCACCUGGUCAAGCCAUGCCAAUGCAGAGCAGGAGCUAUGGGAUGGAAGAUUCCAAUGCAGUGGGUCAGCUCACCAGCACUCGAUAUGGAGGCCCUGGGAAUAUGGUGCCAGUGAACUCUGGACCCGGAAUUCAGUCCUCUGCUUAUCAGAGUAACAGUUUUGGGUUAAAUAUAAGUAGCCCACCACAUGGUAGUCCUGGCUUAACUUCCAACCAACAGAAUGUAAUGGUAUCUCCUAGGAAUCGAGGGAGUCCAAAAAUGAGUUCACACCAGUAUUCUCCAGUUACAGGUAUGCACUCGCCAAUGGGAUCUGCCAGCAACACUAGCAACAGCACUUUCUCCAGCAGUUCUCUUAGUGCUCUGCAAGCCAUUAGUGAGGGUGUUGGAAAUUCCCUUUUAUCAACACUUUCUUCACCGGGUCCAAAAUUGGAUAGUUCCCCAAAAAUUAGCAUAACUCAACAAAGUAAGAUAAGUACCCAGGACUCCAAAAGCCCUUCUGGUUUGUAUUGUGAACAAAAUCAAGUGGAAAGUUCUAUCUGCCAGUCAAACAGAGAUCUCCUUAGUGAAAAAGAUAGUAAAGAGGGAAAUCUGGAGGCAUCUGAAAGUCAGAGAGGACCAUCUGAGAGCAAAGGGCAUAAAAAACUGCUUCAGCUACUCACAUGCUCCUCAGAUGAAAGAGGACAUUCUACAGCAUCAAACUCACCUUUAGACUCAAGUUGUAAAGAAGCUUCUACCAGUGUUACCAGUCCUUCAGGAGUUUCCUCAUCAACAUCUGGAGGGGUAUCUUCCUCCUCAAACAUGCAUGGGUCACUCCUGCAAGAGAAGCACAGGAUUUUACAUAAAUUGUUGCAGAAUGGUAAUUCUCCAGCAGAGGUGGCCAAGAUCACAGCCGAAGCUACUGGUAAAGACACGUAUCAUGAUGCUAGUAACACACGCUCCUGUGGAGAAGGUACUGUCAAACAGGAACAACUGAGCCCAAAGAAGAAAGAAAACAAUGCUUUACUAAGAUAUCUUCUAGAUAAAGAUGAUAUUAAGGAUCUUUCCAAAGAGUUGAAGCCUAAAGUAGAAGGUUUGGAUAGUAAGAUGGGACAAUGCACAAGUUCUACAAUUCCUACUUCAAGUCAAGAAAAAGAAAUGAAAAUAAAAAUGGAGCCAGCAGAGGAGAUGAAUGGAGACUUGGAUAAUUUGGACGCAAUUCUAGGUGAUCUUGCUAGUUCAGAGUUUUACAGUAAUGCUGUGUCUGCAAAUGGAAAUAACCCUGGAACAAAGCAAGCGUUAUUUCAAGGAAAUGCCCUGUUGGGUGCGAAGAGUCCCCAGUCUGUGCAGACUACUCGCCCACCUUUUAACAGAGCCUUGUCUUUAGACAGCCCUAUGGGCUCAGGUGCUUCAGUGAAGAAUGUCAAUGUGUUCUCCAUGUUACAAAAGCAAAACUUGAUGGGUGGAAGCCCAAGAAUGAUUGAAAACCAAGAAAAUUUUGGAGCAAAUCUGGCAAGCGCUCCCAACAGAAAUGUGGCGAUGAAUCAGCAUCAGUCAGGAGACUGGGGCCUGCCAAAUUCCAAAGUGAACAGAUUGGAAUCCACAAGUUCUGCUUCACUGUUGAGACCAGGAGCUGAACUUAGUGCAGCCCUCCUGAGGCCCCCAGAGGAGGGUUCUGUGUCUGGGCUGCCUGUUCGCUCUCACAGCGUACCUGGUACUAGGCCAAUGCUGCAACCGCAAAUGGUUCGCAUGAGGCCAAAUGAGAUAAACAUUGACAUGGGAGGGAAUCCAUAUGGACAGCCUGGACCUUCUAACCAACCUGGAUUGUGGCCUGACAAUAUGAUGUCCAUGGAGCAAGCAUCACGGGGUUUGCAAAACAGACAGCUAGUUAGAAGCUCUUUGGAUGAUCUCUUAUGUUCGGCACCAAAUAUGGAAGGGCAGAGUGAUGAAAGGGCACUUCUGGAUCAGCUGCACACACUACUGAGUAAUACAGAUGUCACAGGUCUGGAAGAAAUCGACAGAGCCUUAGGAAUUCCUGAUCUUGUAAACCAAGGACAAGCUUUGGAACCCAAACAAGAUUCAUUUCAAGGUCAGGAAUCUUCGGUUUUGAUUGACCAGAAGCCUUUGUUAUAUGGUCAACCCUAUCAAGGGCAAGGGGCAGCAGUGCCAGGAGGUUUUAGUAACAUCCAGGGACAACAACCAUCUUUUAAUUCAAUGAUGAAUCAGAUGAGCCAAGCAAGCAAUUUUCCUCUACCAAGUGUGCAUCCCCGAGGAAACGUGGUGAGACCUCGGAGCAGCACACCAAAGCAGCUGCGCAUGCAGCUCCAGCAGAGGCUCCAGGGACAGCAGUUCAUGAAUCAGACCCGUCAAAUGCUUGAAAUAAAAAUGGAAAAUCCCAUCAGUGGUACUAACUCUGUGAUGAGACCAGUUAUGCAGGCACAGGUGGGAUCCCAGCAGCAAAGUUUUCUUAAUGCUCAAAUGGUGGCUCAGCGUAACAGGGAACUAAUAAGUCACCAUUUUAGACAACAGAGGAUGGCAAUGAUGAUGCAGCAGCAACAGCAACCUCAGGCCUUCAGUCCACCACCAAAUGUGACAGCCUCAGGAAGCAUGGAUAGUGCUUUGACAGGCCCUCCAAUGGCUCAAGUUCCUUCACAGCAAUUCCCCUAUUCAUCUAAUUAUGGAAUAAGUCAGCAACCUGAUCCUGCAUUUAGUAGAGUAUCAAGCCCUCCCAAUUCAAUGAUAUCAUCAAGAAUUGGACCCUCCCAGAACCCCAUGCUGCAGCAUCCUCAGUCAGCAGCAAUGUACCAGUCCUCAGAGAUGAAGGGUUGGCCCUCAGGAAGCAUGCCCAGAAACAGCUCUUUUCCACAGCAGCAGUUCAGCCACCAAGGCAGCCCAGCAGCGUACAGUGCGAUGCACAUGAACAGCAGCAGUGGCCACAUCGGGCAGAUGAGCAUUAACGCCAUGCCUAUGGCAGGACUGCCCAUGGCUCCAGACCAGAAAUACUGCUGACAUCUACAACCACAUCUUCAAACAAGAAUGGCUGAAUGCACUAAUGUUAGAAAGGAAAGUGACACAUUCUUCAUGGCAAGUUAUACUGGGCUUACAGAAACCAGUGAUAAAUUUCCUCAUCCAGAGGAAAACAAACAAAAAAACCCCUACCCAACAAAAAUACAUUUUAGCAGAGGCAGCCUAUGUAUGACUGCAUGAUUUCAGGUACAAAAACAGGUCACUAAUACUUUUGACACUCUUCCUCUAGGAAUGUAAUUUUGAUAAGGCCAUUUUAAUAGAUUUGAUUGUAGACUCCUGGUAUACCUUAUCUAUUUACUGUAGCUAUCCAAAGCCCUUUAGCCCAGGCAGACAAAAGUGCCAGUGACAAAAGAAGUGACAGUGGUAAGAAUUUCCUGAUUUCUCUCACAACAAUAUCUGACAGAGAAUGUAGUUCUUAGCCUUGACUCUUUUAUAUGACUUCCUGAAUAUAAAUGCUGCUUUUAGUCUAUUACCCCGAGUCAGGGAUUUCCCAAGCAAAGUAGCAGUGCAAAAUCAAUUGGCACGAGCUAGUACAAAAUCCUGUCAGUUGAAGCCACGGGUUAAAAAGAGAGGAUAAACAAUUUAAAUUAUUUAAAAACACAAUUGUGUUUGUGCAGCUGAGUGCACUUUAUAGAAGAAUAUAUAAUGGAUUAAUGCAAUGUCUUUGAUAAGGACUUAAUAUGAAGGCAGGGUGUACUCAUGUUCCUUCUCAAACACAAUCUCUUAAGAAUUAUUUGAAAAGACUGCAUAAUGUAAUGUUUCCUGUGUAUGGAAAUUAGAGCAAUAAUCUUUAAUCUUUUUUUGAAAAUAACUUUAGAAAACUCAAGGCAAGACACUGCAGUCAGAAUCAGAAUUUUGCAGUCUUUUUGUGAAUAAAUUUUGUAAAUAUGAUCUUUAAAACAAUGUAUUAUAUAUAUGACUUUUGUAGGCCACUAACUCAUUUUUGCAGAGUUUGUGAAGCUAAAUAUUUAACAAAAUUGAUUUCUGGAAAUGGAGUGUAGCUGAGGUCCAAAUGGAAUUUUUUUAAAUUAAAUUUAAGGACUUCGAAGCUGGGUGACUUUGGCCAACAUAUUUCUCUUCUUUGGUCUUCAACACUUCAUUUGUUUUUACAUCUUUAACAUAGAACUUUUUAUAAAAAAAAAGACUGGUUGUUCAAUAUUUUCUCCACCCGUGAACACUUUUGUCACAUUUCUUUUUACCUAAGGCAAUUUAACACAAAGGCUCUGCACUGUAAGAUCUUACAGCUUGUCAGGACAGAUGUGUCUGUAACAGGUUGCCUUUUCAGUUCAUGAAUCUGGAUUGAGUCUUUUUGGUCAAUUUUAAUGAACUCUAAAUGUUCUUUGAAAAUGUUUAUCUGUUGCAAAAUAUUUGUUGUUAUGUAACAUCCAGAAAUCUUUAAGGAUAUUAAGCCACACUUUAACCAAAUGUCUACACCUCAUUGGAUUAUUCUAAUAGUAAUGAAUGCAUUUUCUAGGCAGAUGUCUGUCACAGCAGUAUUUAAGUCUGGUUACAUAUUAUUUGCUGACAGCAUGGGGUUUUUAUUUCCCCCUCCAUUUUGGGUACUCGAAAUGAAGAUCCCUUUGCACUUUUUGCAGUUACAAGGAAUUAAAGCGCUAAACCUUCAUAGGGUAUGACCCAGAAAUUUUAGGAUGUGUGGUGCUUCUGUUCUGUUGUUCAUUCUGUAAUGGAAAACUGGUUUCUCCCAAAUGAGUAAAAAAACCAAAAAAACCCCAACCUAAUCUGUGUUCCUUUUUGCUUAUUCUUGGUACUGUUAUCAAGAGGAGGUUUUAUUGUUCAGAAUAUUCAGUGAUCUUCCAUUUUAAUAGAAGUUUCAACAGAAAUAUUCUCAAAAAUUCAUCCUUAGCACCUAGCCAGCUGUGUUUCAAAGGGAAUGUAGAGUCAAUUGCUCUAUUUCAUGGAAGCCUGUCUCUUCCAUUAGUACUCAGUCUAUAGAUUAUCACAGCAUUUAUUUUAAAUUUUCAGUCCAGUUAAUAUGUGUUUAUAAUGCAAAACUUUCAAGAGCCUAAGGAACUUUCAUUUUUUCAUUUCUUGGAACAUAUCUAUUUGUUAAGUGCUGCUUACUGAGGGUGAAAGGCAACAAUCCCUUGCUUUUUAUAUCAAAUCAGAGUAGAACAAUAUUUUGUAGUUGUUCAUUAUUCUGAUGGAAACUACAAACACCGGUUGCUUUCAUUAGGUGAGCUCUUAGACUAUAUACUGCUAUAUACAUCUUGCAGUAUAAUUUUUUUUAAAAUUAGUAAUUCUAUUUAUACAUCUAUGUAUAACUGGUACCUAUCUAACUGACAUUAUAAAGGUUCAUCCUUUUCUCAUCUGUUUAGAAUGUUGGAGCUUUCCAGUACCUACUUUUUUUUCUCAAUGAAAGGAUUUUUAGUUAAAAGUUGGUGAAGGGGCAGGGGGCAUUUUUAAAAUGCAUUGAUGCCAUCUUUCAUGGCAGCACUAAAUAGUACAUCUAGUUGGAAUCUGUUGACAUUUAGUUACCACCAUCAAUUUUGCUUUGGUCCUAUAGCGGUAGAUUUUUCUGAAUGUUUUUUUUUAAUAAAAUCCAUGUAACAUUAUUCAGCAGUAAGGGAUUAAUUAGCUAGUACAGCAACCUCUGAUCACUGCUGCACGAUCCAGUGUUGUUUUGCAAUGUCUCUGUUACUUUUUUGAUCACAGAAACCAUGUGUUCAUUAAACUCGUGUGUAGUAUACUUUUUUCCUGGCCUAAAGUACUGCUUCAGAAGUGAGAUUCAGACCAUGUUUCUGUCACAAGACAAAACUUACUUGAAUGUUGCACCAGUUAGCACACCUUUUAUUAUAGAAUUUAUGUGCAGACCACCAGAUAACAGAAGAUACAGCAAGUGUGAAACCAUGUAAUUCUGAGAGCAAUAUUUUAAAAAAUUCUCAGGAGAAGGCAUACGGUAUUGAGAAUUGCAUCUAAGUUUAGUUUACAUUUUAAGUAUUGCUUGAAAUAUCUGUUCCUUUAUUUUGCAAAACAGAGAAAUCAUGGGGACUGACUUAUAAAAGGGUUGGUUGUAAGGUGCCCUUCUGGUUUUUGUGUUUGGAUGUUAAUAAUAAUGUAAAUAAAGGUUUCUAUUUAAAAUCAGAUCUUGGUGACGCUGUGUGAGCAAAUACUUUAGGGUGGUUAUCCAGGAAAGGUCAGAGAAAAUUCCCUGCUAUCACUGAUGAAAACUGUGUAUAAAGAAUGAUUUUACAUUUUAUCCUAGUUGGCUGUUAAGGAUGAGGGAGUAACAACUGAGACCUUUCACUUAUGAGACAUAUUUAGCACUGACACCAGCUAGAAUUUAUGUCUUUUUCAACUUAAAUAGCAAGCUCCAGAAGAGCUGAAAGGAGAAGAGGUGGUAUCUUUCCCCAAACUUGACAACAACAUACCUUUCAUUAAAUACCAGCUGCUUCUAGUGUCACAUCCAAGUCUCUCAGCUCAGUAUUUUCUAUAAAGGUGACAAGUAACAGGUGCAGUAACACUGGCCCUGCAGGAUUGUAACAGUCACAACCCCACCUGGCCAGAGACUAGGCUAAACGCACAAGGGUGUGCCAAUUCUGCAUGCACACUGGGAAUGGCUGCUUUUCUCCGGAAAGCAGCAAACAUGUGAGGGUUUUAGGGAACUUAAUUGUUUUUUUACUUACUUUUAUGGAUCCAGGAUCUCAUCAUCUAUUAGAUUUUUCUGAUAAUCCAUGAAAAUGUUAACAUGUUAUAAUGAAAAUACAUGGCUAGAUUAAGACAGACAUUCACAUUUUACUUCCGUACUUAAAAAAGCUUGCAAAAAGUUUUGGGUAGUAUAUUUGACUUACCACAUGAUACAAAUAAGUCCAAUCUUACUAAGCAUAUACAAAGAAUUCCACUUCUGCUUUUUGAGUGGGUUUUUUUUUUCUCAUUCCUAAAUUCAAGUCCAUUUUUUAAGAGUUGUGGUAUAUAAUUCCACUUGAUCUUCCUAACUGCAAAACCAGGAAUGGUUUCAAAAUAAUUUCCAUGCUGUAUUUUUACACUGCAUUUCUACAAGAAAAAGUUAAGUUUGCAUUUUGAAAAAAAUACCUCUUUGUUAGGAGUGAAGGCCACAGUUGGUUGAGUCUGUCCCAUGAGCACCCUAAGGCAUUUGCCUUUAAACAUAGGUAGCAAAGUAACAUGAAACAAAUGAUAAAUACAAAUCUCGCCAAUAGUGCCUGUACUACCACAUAUGUAUUAAUGUUCCUAUGAAACUACUCAAAUAAUUCUGUACACUGUGCUUCCUUAGUAAAGUUAUAGGGUUUUUUCCCCUGUGAAAGUCUUUGAACAGUAACUCUCAUUUACUUUUUUGCAGACUAAAGUAUAACUAGAUUAUUGACUACAAGUAUUGAACUCUCAGAGCUGAGGUUUUUAAAAAUAAGUGUAAAAGUUACUAAACAAACACUGCUUUCUCAAAGGAAGUGUUUUGGUUUUGAACAUGCAGUAUAAUAUUACCACAUAAAAAACCUUCAUACAAAUCUGAUUUUGUUAAAAUUUAAGAUGUACAUUUACUGAAACUUUUCAGUACUUUUAAAAAUGAAUAGAUUCUGACUUAGCAUUCUGAGAAAUGAUGUGUGGGCGUUACACUCUUUUUUAUUAACAAAUUUCUUCACAACCUGAAGGAAUUUAUUUUCAAACAGUACACUGAUCAAUAUUUACACAACCCCUCCAAAAAUCUGGCAUCCUGUUAGUCAAGAUUUUCUCUAAUCUUCAUAGAGGUGACUAUAUGAUGAACAAGUAGACAUGGAACUAAAAUGUAUUCUCAGAGGAAACUGAAGAAAUUCCAUGGUGUUGAGAACACUUAGUGCUGCUGACUUCAGUUCCUGAAUCUUCAAAGUUCUUUUCAACCAUUACCUUUACCCCAGUGAUAAGCAAAAGCAUCCUUGUUUUCUAAAUCUUGCUUUAGACUUGUACUUGGCUCUGAAGUUUUUCUCAUGACCUCUAAAGACACAGGUGAACUGGAAAUUGUCUGAAGGUCCCUUCAACUGUCUGUGUAAACACUGCUGCAGUGGCAGUCCUCUUUGGGAUGUGGCUGGGUUUCCUCCUCUGUCAAUUCCUGAAUCAGCAAUAGUUGUGUCUUCUUGAAGUAAAAUGUCUUUUGAAGCAGGUGAGGUAUAAUCCAAAGCAAAAAAGCAGGUACAACAGUGG
Molecule: messenger RNA, 9779 nt
Organism: Ficedula albicollis (Collared flycatcher)
Lineage: Eukaryota; Metazoa; Chordata; Aves; Passeriformes; Muscicapidae
Gene: NCOA3
Product: nuclear receptor coactivator 3
Exons: 23
Coding region: 411-4613 (1400 amino acids)
Biological process (GO): cellular response to hormone stimulus; positive regulation of transcription by RNA polymerase II
Cellular component (GO): nucleus
Molecular function (GO): nuclear receptor binding; protein dimerization activity
Source: RefSeq, a predicted model, not a curated record